CAACCAUGAGAGUAAGCAGCUUCCUGCUGCACCUGCCGCUAGUCUUUCUGUUGAUUGGAGCUCCGGAGCUUAUAGCUGAUAAUCAACCAAAGCGCCUCCAUGUUAACGCAAGAAGUGGAUAUCGUUCAAGAUCCGGGAGGAACUUCGAACCAUCGAAGAGCACAAGUAAUGAAACUGCUUUAGCCGUAUCUGGCUCUGUGAGCAAUAUCACAGUCGAAUCAGCCUUCGAAGUGAAUAACUUUCCACAGGACCAAUCAACUAAAAAGACGGUCUUAGAACCACAUACAGACACUGAGAGUAACCGUGCCUACGAAGAUGGUGAAGGGAAUGAGAUUGCGAGACAGGCGGCCUCGCAAGCUUCCCAACGUCUACGUCCGUUUUCUUCAGCGAGGAGACCGCCACACGCUGCAAGAACUCAGCCAACGCCUAGACGAGUCUCCGGGUCCAGACGGCAGAACCUGGAAGCAAUCCCCACUGCUCGUUCUGCACGCCCGUCGCAGAGACGAUACACUGUGCCUAAAAGGCAGCAGUCGUCAGCCAUUUCACCGGUCAACUCCGAGAUAAGCACUGCAGAAGAAGAUGUUUCCUCUGCGGAUCAGAGCCCUUCUGCCAGCACAGAUGCGAAUAUUUUGCGAAGACGUGGUUCUGUUACCUACAGAACGUCGCCGUCUAGGCUCAAAAGACCGAACACGAUACAAUCAAGUAGAAAUGAGGAAGAAGUGGAAGAACCUGCUGAACAAUCGUUGGUUGAAGAAAGGUUGCAAAAGCCACACGGACCCGACUCUGAGAAAGGACCAGCUAGUGAACCACAGGUCUCAACCACGACAAAGUCAUCAAAUACCGAUGCACCAAUUGUGGACGAAACUACUACUGAAGACAAAAUCACGGGCACCGAAAACCGAACCUCCACGUCUGCCAGUGCUUCCUCCGGAUCGCUAGUAGAUCCAGGCCUGGAAGACGAAAAACAAUCAUCAGAACGAAGACUCAACGCAGUACCCAACGCCAGGGUAGUCCCGGUAUACAGGGUUGUCAAACAACGUCGAAGACGACCUGAAGACUCUGCUACCGCAGCUAAAGCUCCUCACGAUGCCCAAGGGGAGAGAGCCCCAACGGCCUCCUCUGGCCGGAACCCUCAACGGAGACGCAAGAAGAAGAAUCGCUCUCGCAGCCAAGCCCCGAGUAGCUCUCAGGUAACUGGCGGGUCAGCAGUCACAAGUUGGCAGCCACCUCCAUCGCUGCCUCCUUCAUCAGGUGCGGAAGGAGGACGGAAAGUCGUCUGUUACUACACUAACUGGUCGCAGUAUAGGCCUGGAUUGGGGAAGUUUCUACCGGAUAACUUGGACCCUUUCCUCUGCACUCACAUCGUGUUCGCAUUCUCUUCUAUGAGUGAAAACCGUCUCUCACCAUUUGAGGAGAACGACUUAGCGAUGCCGGACGGCGGGCCGGGCCUCUAUGAGCAGGUCACUGCUUUCAAACAGGUCAACCCGAAACUGCGCGUCCUGCUGGCUCUUGGUGGCUGGUCGUUCGGGACAAAGAAGUUCAGAGAUAUGACCAGAAAUCGGUACAACCGGCGUACAUUUGUCUAUAGCGUGGCACCUUACUUGCGCGACAAAAACUUUGACGGCCUCGACUUGGACUGGGAGUACCCCAAGGGCGCCACGGACAAAAAUAACUUCGCUCAACUCUGCAGAGAACUCCGUGAGUCGUUCGAAGAGGAGGCGGAACAGAGCGGUCUGCAGCGGUUACUGCUGACCGCAGCCGUGCCCGUCGGACCCGACACUGUCCGACGGGGGUACGACGUCAGAGAACUGGCCAGGCACCUGGACCUGUUCCACCUCAUGGCGUACGACUUUCACGGUCAGUGGGAGAGCCAGACUGGCCACCAUUCUCCGCUGAACGCUCCUCUCAGAGACGUGGCCCACCGUCGUCAGCUCUCCGUGAACGCUUCCGUGCAGAUGUGGAUGGAUAUGGGGGCGCCGGCACAUAAAAUCGUACUCGGGGUGCCCACAUACGGUCGCAGUUUCACCCUGGCCACCACUACGAACACUGGAGUAAACGCCCCGACGAGAGGCGGCGGAGCUCCUGGACCGUUUACAAAUGAAGAGGGAAUUCUUGCUUACUAUGAGAUUUGUCAGCGUCUUCUUUCUGGUGCUGUCUACAUUUGGGACUACGAGAUGUCGGCUCCCUAUCUCGUCGACGGCGAUCAGUGGGUUGGAUUCGACGACGAGCGGUCCGUCAGAAUGAAAAUGGACUUUGUCAAGGAGCUGGGCCUGGCCGGCGCGAUGGUUUGGGCGGUGGAUAUGGACGACUUUACGACCGCUGGAUGUCAGGGAGCCGUCUACCCGCUCAUAACUGCGAUCAGGGAAGAGCUACUGGGCGUCGCCCGACCUGACCUAGCACCUGACAUUAAUUGGUCGGAGGUAGCGGGACGUCCGGAGCCACCGAUACCAACCAACCCGCCGGAGCCGCUACUCCCAGUUCUCUCUCAACUGAGUGCCGCUGAUAUACUGGCCAUUCUCACCGCACAUGGUAUAAGUGUCGAUUCUGCUGCGGUUCAAAAGCUUCAGGCACAGGUGGCCAGAACUCAAGCUUCUGCUUCUUCCACGUAUGCUUCCGAAGAUGUUCAAACACUUGACCAGCCAAUCGUUGAAGAAAACUUGGCUCCGCCGAAGGUUUUCUGCUACAUCACUGAUUGGUCGCGAUUCCGACCUGGCCGGGGUCGGUUCCGCCCCAGUGACCUUGACCCUGACCUCUGCACGCACGUGGUUUGGGCGUUCGCGGGUCUGUCCCAAGAUCGGCUGCAGCUGCCCUCGCCCGAUCAGCGUCGGUCAGAUCCGGACAGUGAUUAUCAACAGCUGCUGAGAUUGAAGGAGGUCAACGCAGAUCUGAAGAUUUUGGUCAGCCUGGGAGGUAGCGUCGUGGAUAAUGAGCAGUUCAGAGAGCUGACCUCGAGCGACUACAGAAUGAACACCUUCGUGUACGACACCGUCGACAGCAUCCGCAGGCUGAGGUUGGACGGACUGGAACUGGCCUGGGAGUACCCCAGCGGUAAUGAGGACCGAGACGCAUACAGUCGGCUGGUCAAAGAGUUCCGGUUGGCGUUCAACAGCGAAGCAUCGGCCAAUGAGAGAGCUCGCCUUCUGCUGACGGCAUCUCUGCCCGGCUUUCCUGCUGACCUUCAGAAUGAGUACAACAUCCGGGAGAUCUCUGAGCACGUGGACCUGUUGAACCUGCUGGCGUUCGACCUGCACGACACCCUGGUGGACGUGGUGCGACACGGCGCUCCGCUGUUCCCUCUACAGAGCGCGACUCCACAGGAGCAGCGGUAUCUCAGUGUGGACGACGCGGCUCGUACCCUGCUCGAAGAAGGUGCUGCCCCAGAGAAGAUCCUCAUUGGUCUGGCCACGUACGGUCGUUCAUUCACGCUGAAGAGUCAGGACCAGUACGACAUUGAUGCACCCCACCUGGGCGCUGGAAAGGCGGGGAAGUACACAGGCGAUCCCGGCUUCGCCGCUUAUUUUGAGAUCUGUGAAUUGCUGGACCAAGAGAACACCACUUUAGUUUGGGACGCAGAACAGCAAGUGCCGUUUGCCUUCAACGGUGACUACUGGGUUGGAUUUGACGACGAGAAAUCGCUGGAGAAAAAGGUCGAAUGGCUGCGAGAGCUGGGGCUGGGAGGCGUCAGUAUUUGGUCGGCCGACCUGGACGACUUUAGCGGCGCCUGCGGCGGCGGCCGGUACCCUCUGAUGUCAGCAGUGCGGGAGGCACUGAGGGGGUACCGUGUGCGUUACACGUAUGACGGGGUAACGGUGACGCCUGGUGCCAGUAGUCGCCCUGGAGCGAUACUUCCAUUGACGGCAGUGGGUGCCGCCGAACCCGUGACGUGUACAGACGGCGACAAUGACGUCACCUACCACCGUGACCCGCUCGACUGCCGUCACUACUACCUGUGUCAGGGGAGGGUGCGACACCGAAUGCCCUGUCCGAGUGGCCUGGUGUUCAAUGAGGAGCAGUCUGUGUGUGAUUGGCCGGAAAAUGUGGAGAGGUGUUGGGGUUGACAGCGCGGCCCCGGCUGCCGGCUGAGAAAUUAUCAUUCUUUCAGUUACUUUAGAAACCUACAUGAGCGAAGGAAUGCAGACUAAAAUUGAGAUUACGAUAUAAUGCUCAAUACUAAAUUGGCCGUUUGCAAAGGGCAUUUUCUUGCUCAUGCUUCUAGAGAAAGGGAUGCUUGUUGAGCCGAAGUGAGUGUGCCUGCUCAUUGUGAACAUGUCUAUAGAUUAGUGGUUGGAGACUGCCAGUAUCAUUGCAUUCUUCUCAUAUUUAGAAACCUUCCGUGCUGUACAAAGCCUAUUGCAGUAUGCCUGAUGCCAGUAUAAGUGCCAUUUCGUACAGUUUCAGCGGUAGAUAUUGCCGAUGCAACUGUUGUGCUGCCGUUGACCUUAGGCCAACUUAGUGAUGUGCUGUACUGUUAUGUAUGUGUGACUUGUAAAUUGUGCAAGACGUGCGAUAGGUUUGUUCUAUGUAUGUACCCUGGCGAUAGGUAUAGGUGUAGACAUAAGAUGAAACACGGGGGAGUCGCUUGAGUCGCUGCCUGUUCCGUACCUUCUGUCGUUUUUCUCUCAUAAUGCAAGAUAAGCCCCUGAUGAUGUAGCGUAUGAGACAAUAAAGAAACAUGACUUGCAUCGAAUAAACGCUGAUAUACCGAAUAAACA
Molecule: messenger RNA, 4712 nt
Organism: Amphibalanus amphitrite
Lineage: Eukaryota; Metazoa; Arthropoda; Thecostraca; Balanomorpha; Balanidae
Product: probable chitinase 10
Exons: 19
Coding region: 6-4058 (1350 amino acids)
Biological process (GO): carbohydrate metabolic process; chitin catabolic process
Cellular component (GO): extracellular region
Molecular function (GO): hydrolase activity, hydrolyzing O-glycosyl compounds; chitin binding
Source: RefSeq, a predicted model, not a curated record